CAAGCAGGUGACUCCUGGAGGUGAACCAGUUACAGGCACUUUAAUCAGGCUCUUUAUGCUGUUUUAUGCCAUCUACCAGAGAGGACUGAUGCUAAACCUUUGACAGAUUGAGACGGAGCGGUAGAGGAUCCAUCACUUGGCCAGGAGGACCGUCAUGCUGUCCCACUGCGCCGUCACGGCGUGCUGCUAUGUGUUUGUGCUGGUGUUGCGUCUGUCUGCGGCUGAGGACUUCGACUGGACAAAGAACGACCACGGCUCCUUCUAUUAUGGCACUUUUCCAGCUGGAUUUUCGUGGGGUGCCGGAAGUUCAGCCUAUCAAACAGAAGGAGCCUGGGACCAGGAUGGUAAAGGACUGAGCAUCUGGGAUGUGUUCUCGCACAAGAAGGGAAAGAUUCUGCAGAACGACACGGGAGACUCUUCCUGUGAGGGAUAUUACAAAGUCAAGGAUGACAUCUCCCUGAUGAAGGAGUUGAAACUGAACCACUACCGUUUCUCCAUCUCCUGGCCGCGCAUCAUGCCCACUGGCAUCAGGGCUGACCAUGUGAAUGAGAGAGGGAUUAAGUACUAUGAUGAGCUCAUUGAUAACCUGUUGGAGAACAAGAUCACCCCAAUCGUCACUCUGUACCACUGGGACCUCCCUCAGGUCCUCCAAGAGAAGUAUGGUGGAUGGCAAAACAUCAGCAUGGUGAACCAUUUCAAUGAGUUUGCCAACCUCUGCUUUGAGAGAUUUGGAAACCGGGUCAAAUAUUGGAUCACUUUUAACAACCCAUGGUCAGUAGCGGUAGAGGGCUAUGAGACAGGAGAACACGCUCCUGGACUGAAGCUGAGAGGAACAGGAGCCUACCGGGCUGCGCAUCACAUAAUUAAGGCCCACGCGAAGGUCUGGCACGCAUACGACACACAGUGGAGGGCAAAACAGAAAGGUUUGCUGGGAAUCUCUCUGUCUGGAGACUGGGGAGAACCGGUGGACAUUAGCAACUCCAAGGACAUUGAGGCAGCAGAGAGAUAUGUCCAGUUCUACAUGGGCUGGUUUGCUACUCCCAUCUUCCAUGGGGACUACCCGCAGGUCAUGAAGGACUUCAUUGGUCGUAAGAGCAGCCAGCAGGGUCUGAGUUCCUCCCGGCUGCCCACCUUCUCCACCCAGGAGAAGAGCUACAUCAAAGGUACCAGUGACUUCCUGGGCAUCGGCCACUUCACCACCCGCUACGUCACCCAGAAGAACUACCCAUCGGGGCGUGGAGGGAGCAGCUACUUCACUGACAGAGACCUAGCAGAGCUGGUUGAUCCUCGUUGGCCUGAUCCAGGAUCGGAGUGGCUCUACUCCGUCCCCUGGGGAUUCAGACGCUUGCUCAACUUCGUCAAGACCCAGUACGGUAAUCCCUUGAUCUACGUGACGGAGAACGGGGUCUCUGAGAAAAUUAUGUGUACGGAGCUCUGUGAUGAUUGGAGAAUACAGUACUUCAAGGACUACAUCAACGAAAUGCUGAAAGCCAUCAAAGACGGAGUGAACGUGCAUGGCUACACUGCUUGGUCUCUGCUGGACAAGUUUGAGUGGGACGAGGGCUACUCGGAGAGGUUCGGCCUGUACUACGUGGACUUCAGAAACAAAAAUAAACCACGUUACCCAAAAGCCUCUGUUCAGUACUACAAACGCAUAAUCGGUUCCAACGGAUUCCCCAACCAAAGAGAGGUGGACAGCUGGAAGAGGAGGGCCAUCGAGACCUGCUCCUCCAGUAACCAGCUGUUGGCUGCAGCCAAAAGAAGGUCCAAGGAACAUGCAGAAAAGCCCAGGGUGGGGCAGGUGCAUGAUGAGGUUUAGACAGUAGGCUAUUUAUUUAUACAUAUGGGUGAUCUCAGUGUGGCUGUGUGCCUUUGGGUCUGGCUUGCUGUGCUAACACAGCUCUGCUUCGGCCCGGCCGUAACCCCAGCAGCAUCAAGCCCCACCGCCAUCAGGACUGACACUUCCUGUGCAGUCCUGUGAGUUCCAGUAACAGGGAAACAAAACGGCCGGGCAGCUUUUGCUUUAGUGCAGGUCCGCGCUGCGCUAGCCCCCUGGACGUGACGUGGCGGUUCUCAAAGGGUUAACAUGCUGUGGCUGAACUGUCAGUUUGUUUCUGUCUCUCUCUUUGGUAGAGGAACAGCGGAGUACUGCUGCCAAUAUUCUAAGACUUAUACAUGGUAAGACCCCGCCCACUGUUGUUAUUAACUAGACCACGCCCAC
Molecule: messenger RNA, 2221 nt
Organism: Esox lucius (northern pike)
Lineage: Eukaryota; Metazoa; Chordata; Actinopteri; Esociformes; Esocidae
Gene: lctlb
Product: lactase-like b
Exons: 15
Coding region: 155-1819 (554 amino acids)
Biological process (GO): carbohydrate metabolic process
Molecular function (GO): beta-glucosidase activity
Source: RefSeq, a predicted model, not a curated record